This is a messenger RNA of Miscanthus lutarioriparius, 2352 nucleotides long. Lineage: Eukaryota; Viridiplantae; Streptophyta; Magnoliopsida; Poales; Poaceae. The record is from the annotation of a GenBank genome assembly.
AUGGCGUCCCAGGACGAUGGGUGGGGAGGCGGCGAGGACGGCAGCUCGCUCUUCGAGGGCAUGGUCCUCUUUGCGCCAGAACCCGCCGCCGCCGAGGAGUCGGUCCCUGCCCCUGUCACUGCCUCCGCCUCCGCCCCCGCCCCUGUCCCUGUCCCUGAGCUGCCACCCGCCGCUGGCUCCGACGCCGACGCGGCUUCUUCCGCGCCACCGCCGCUCGACGAGGACCUCUUCUCCGAUCUCACCCUCCUCGCCCCGCAGGAGCCGCUCUCGCUGGAGCAGCCGCCGCCCCCGCAAGGUGAGGAUCGGGGCCACGCGCCGCUUGCCCCCGUGCCGUCGCCAGCGCCGCAAGCCACUGCUGCGGCGCUCUCCCGGCAGCCGUCCUCCUCGUCGCUGCGCAAGAAGAAGAGGGCCGUGCGCAUCGGGUACGGCCGCUCGCCGCAGCCCGCGCCGCCUUCCCCUCCUGCCACGGUUCGUGCCUCCGCAGCAGCUGCUGCGAUCUCCGCUAGCAGUAUCGCCUUCCUGGACGCUUCGCCGCAUCCGGCCGCUACUCGUACCCUCGACCAGCUCCCUGAUCGGCAAGUCGAUGUCUAUGUCAACGGCUACGAGGCGCACGCGGAGGCGGUGGAUGCGGAUACCAAUUCACCGCGUGUAGAGGAGGCGGCAAAGGAGGACGAUGAUGGGAAAGAGGAUGAAGAUGCUGGAGUUGCAGCCCUGGGGAUCGAGGAGAGGCUGGCUCUCCUCAGAUCCCAAAUCUCUGGCAAGCUCGACUCCAUCCAGCAGAGGGCUGUUGCCGUGGCUGCCAAGAGGAGGCUUCUGGCUGGCCGGCGGCGGAAGGUGGCGGAGGAGGCGGCCUCCGUGGCAUCCAGGCACAAGGAUUUGGAGAGGGAGCUGGAGGAGGCCUGUGAGGCCGAGGACUUUGAGAGGGCAGAGAGGAUCAGUGACUCCCUCGCUGCGCUUGAGAAGGAGAAGGAUCAGCUGUUGACAGCGCUGCGUGAUGCUGAGCUUGACUAUGAUUCAGUGGAUUCGGAGCUGCAGGAGGUGCUUGAGUCUCGCAUUGCUGCAGAGGAGGAAGCUGCUGCCCUUCUGGAGCAAUUUGCAAAGAGAGCAAGCAAGCAAAAGGAAUUAUCCUCGAAAGAAAUAGAAGGGUGGCAAACAUCAAUGGAGUUACUAGAAACAAAGAAGAUGGAAAUGGAGGUUGAAACACAGUUGGUUUUUGAAGCAUGUUCUGGGUUGGAAGGGUCAAUAGAGCAUUUGGUUGAAGAAGACAAACUAGAGAAAGAUACGCUUAGUACAAAAGGAGAAAUCCUCAGCAAGGAGUUAGCUGAGCUUCUAGAGUUGGUGAGGUUGAAAGAAGCAGAGAUAGCUGAGAACAAUGCCCGGAUCCAUGAAGUUCAAGAAAGAAUCAGUGCAGUGGUCUCCAGAUUCCAUGGCUCUCAGUCAGAUAUUGACUUGAAGCUCAAUUCCUUGAAGGAAGCCCAAAGUAAAGUGGAUCUAGAAACUGAAGCACUUGUGAUGAAAAAGAAUGAAAUUGAUAGGUUCAUUUCUUUAACAGAGCAAAAAGAUUCAGAGUUGAGGGAAAUUAUCGAUGUUUGUUCCUCUGAAGCAAAAACUUGCCAACAAUCAGUUGAAAUAAGAAGAAAGCUUGCAUCAUCGAUUUUGAAGUCAAGAGAGGAUAGAAUUGGGUUGCUAAAAAUGGAGGAGGAAAUUUUGCAAGACAUUCAAAUGCUUAGGCAAAAAAUUACAGAUGCAAGAACUACUCUUCAGGAGGUAUCUUCAAGGAGAACAAGCAUACAGCAAGAAAUGGAUUCAUUUAAGCAGAAAUUGAGCUUCAUUGACAAAAGGGGCCCUGAACUAGAGGCUGAAAAGAAAGUUGCGGCUGCUGCAAGAAACUUUAAGGAAGCAGGAAGGAUAGCUGCAGAGGCAAAAGCUCUUAAUUCCGAAAAGGACGAACUGCAUAGUAAGUUAGAGAAAGCUGCUACUGAUCUAGAGAUAAUAGAAAAGGACAUUGUAGCAACUACAGACAAGAUACAGGAAUGCGAAGGGCUUAUUGUACUUAAAGAAAAAAAGUCAGCAUUGACAAGUUACAAAAGACUCCGGUUAGAUUGUGUUGCUGCUAGAGCAGAAUUGACUGCUGCAACUGAAACAGAUGAUACUGAUGAAGUUGAGAUACUACGUAAAGAAGCUGAAGCUGCAGAAUCUAAAGCAAUGGAACUCAAAACAUGCUAUGACCUCCAGGUGGAGGACGAUGAGUUCAUGUUUCAGCCUGUAGUCCCUUUAGCAUUCAUAACAAAUUCAACAGGGCAGCGCUUGGCAGAAAUUGCUUCUUCAUUUGGCCUAUCUCCUCAGAAGUGA